GCCACCCGUCACAGCUCUAACUCUUUUUCUUGCUUAUUGUUCAUACUUUCAUGCAAUGCUGCUGUUCCCCUGAGGCUUACACAAAUAUUCUGUUUAUUAUCACUCUUUAUUUUGGAAAAGGAAAUGUCUAAAUGGACAAGCUCAUCGCGCUGACGCAGCUUGACCCAGGAGUGAAUAAGAAGCCUUUCUGCAAAUGGACCUUCCUUGUAAUCUUGCCAAAGACGACUUUUAAGCUAUUUGUUGUUAAAUGCGUCAGCUCCUAGGACAGCAGCCCCCUCCCUCCUUCCCUCUUAUCUUUUUUUUUUUCCCUUGUAGGGCGUGUUAAACGCUUUCCGUGGUGCUGAAACAAUCCUACACCGCUUCUCCGGGAUACUGACUAUCUGUUCUUCUGCUUUACAUUUGAAGAUCAUUUGUCGGUUUUUACAAAUCAACUGAUCGACUUCUUGGAGUGAGCCAUUUGUUCAACUGGAUUUACAGUUUGCUGCCACAAUGAAAGUCUACAUCAGCUGGAUUUAGAGAGACAAAACUUACACCAGGGCUUGUUGAACUUUUUCCAUUUUUCAUAUUCUGUUUUGCCUUUCAGUUUUUUGUAACCUAUGGUGCUAACAUUGGAACUACAAGCUGGUCCUGUUUUGUUUUCCUCUGAGCAUGCAGUGACUCUGUGAUGUCUUUAUCUCUGUGUUUCCAACCUGGAAUCUUUAAACGCAUCAUCAGUGUUGUUUUACAUUUCUAAUUUGAUUGUUGUGGCUGGAAGGGGUUUGGUUCUGAUCCCAACAGAUAUGUUUUCCAUCAGAUGCAGAACAGUGAUAGUUUUCAGCGUUUGCCUUCUCACUCCCACACUUGCCUCCUCAAUUCAAAGAUGUGGAACGGGGUCCUGCAGCUAUGAUCCGAUCUGCUGCAAAAACAUCUCCUCCUAUAUCCCCUGUUGUAAACCAAGCGUGGACCACACCUACUACAACAUCGCCAUGGUGACCCGGAAACUUUCCGGAGUGCUCAUUAUGCUGCUGCUCUUCGCCCUGGGCUACUUUAUCCAGAGGAUGCUGUGUUCCAAGUCUAGGCAGCAGAGCCCCCCACACAACGGCCCGCCGCCGGUCACCACAUCUCAAGAAAUGCUGAUGGAGAGCUGUUCGAGGGAAACUUUAGCUGAUCCACCUUUGGCUCAUGCGUCAGCUGUGAAACUACCCACAUAUGAGGAAUGCAGAGAUCUCCCAACCUACGAAGAGACAAUCAAGGAUGGAAGCAGAGGACGAGCCGGUCCCUCCAAUAUGAACGACUCGAACAUUAAUUGAAUACAAUUAAACUUUGAAACAGCAGCAUGGGGUAUGACUUUAAAUCAGUUUCUAUCUGAUCUUUUAAGCAACUGCUUAGAUUUUAAGUAAAAUGUUGUCAAGGAUGUUUUUUUUCCAAGAUGUGACUUUUGUUGAAGCGUUUAAGGGUAAGAAUGACACAAAUUUUCUGCUCUUAGAGUUUAAAUAUUAUAAAUCUAUAAUAGUGAAUUGUUAAAGAUUCUAAUACCAGCCCAAACCAGAAUCAACAGUGGUUAAAGAGAAACGUAUCAUUUGAACAUAGGCUUUUGCACAAAAUUGGUUAAUUAAGGUCGAUUUUAUUUCUUUAUAGAAAUUAUUCAAGAUUAUCUAGAAUACAUUAGAUGAAAAAGCCCAACUGACUUUUGAAAUGUUUGCUCAACUAAAUUUUAGCUAAAAGACACCAGAAAAAUAGGUUUCGUAUUAGAGAGAAACAAUCUUAAACUAAUAAACAUAUUUUCUCUAAUUUGAUGGCAAGAUAAAGAUUUAAGAUUUGCAAGACAUGUAGAAAGGUUCAUUUUUAGCAUUAGCAUUAUUAUUAAACAUUCUCAAACAAUCUCAUCUACAAAUAUAUUUUCUGAAAUGAUCAUACCAGUAACAAUACCACCAUUUCUUUAGUUUUCCUGUCCUGCACACACACACAAAAAAAAAAAAUGAAUCAGCAACCACAUACUACAAUAUUAAACUAUAAUAGAGCAAAAGGAUCCCCAAAAAACUGACCGGCAUUUGAAUAAUGAGACCAUCAAGCAAUCAGCCAGAAUGAAAUAAAAUGAAAAAAGAUUAAACAGAUUGCUUUUUUUAAAUUGCAUCAUUAAAAACUAAGUCAGCAUCUCACAUCCUGACAAAUCUCAGCAGAGAUGAGCUUUAAGGAGGCAUUUAAAAGCAGACAGGAAGGGAAGAGGCUUCUGAAAUGUAAAAGGAAAAGUUAUUCAAUAAUUUAGGAGAAAAAGAACGGUCUACUCAGAGCUUACACUUUGUGUUUGGCACAUAGGAGCAAAUGAUUAGCCAACAUGAGUGUGUCAGGUUGUAGCUGUUCAAACAGAUAGGAUAUCAGGAUCAUUAAAAGCAAAUGAAAUCAUUUAAAAUUAAUCUUAAUAUGUACAGCCAGUGCAGGAGGGGCUGAAAAAUAUGAAACAUGGCCAAACCUUUGGGAGCCAUUUAAAAGUUGAGUAGUGGUUUAGUAUCCUCUACAGAGAGAAUGAAUCGCUAAUUCCCUUACAAAGUGUGUUGCAGUUUUUAAGUGCUAUCAAAGGCUGGAUUAUUGUAGCACAGAGAAACAAUUGGCUGUAUUUUAGCUGGCUGCAUCACAUGGCGAAAGCUGGAUUUAACUUGGGUGUUAUUUUCUACCUUUAGUUCAACACACUACCUGAUGUACAAAGUUAAUGUACCAACGUGAAAGUAGGUCUCAGUGGUGCUUAGACAAUCAGUCUUUUUUCUUAUUGAACUUUGAAUAGUUUAAAGACAUGCAGACUUUCAUGACACCUAAACACAAAAUCAGAAGGAUAAACUUUUUUGCCUUUUAUUGGCUUAUUUCAUUACAGUCACACACACACACAAAAAUAAUAAUAAAAAAAAAAUGUCUUCCUAGAAGCAUUAUACCACACAGUUAACCUACCCUAGAGUCCAGGGCUUUAGAUUUAGUUUUAAUGUCUUAUGGUUUUCCAGAUAUGAUUUAGGCUGAAGAUCAUUUUGGGGAUCAGGUGUCAAAAACUUUAAGUUAACUUUUAAACUUCAGUCCAUACCAUUGGAAACACUUUUUAU
Molecule: messenger RNA, 3065 nt
Organism: Cyprinodon tularosa
Lineage: Eukaryota; Metazoa; Chordata; Actinopteri; Cyprinodontiformes; Cyprinodontidae
Exons: 1
Coding region: 780-1289 (169 amino acids)
Source: RefSeq, a predicted model, not a curated record